Exophiala oligosperma is the source of this 2374-nucleotide messenger RNA. RefSeq lists its product as uncharacterized. Gene Ontology annotation, molecular function: preribosome binding; ATP binding; ATP hydrolysis activity. The record is from RefSeq and is a predicted model, not a curated record. NCBI's taxonomy places the organism in Eukaryota, Fungi, Ascomycota, Eurotiomycetes, Chaetothyriales, Herpotrichiellaceae. The coding region runs from base 1 to 2355 and encodes 784 amino acids. Gene Ontology annotation, cellular component: nucleus. The transcript is spliced from 2 exons. Gene Ontology annotation, biological process: ribosome biogenesis.
AUGGCUCCAGGCGGACACCGUCGAACGACCUUAAGUCAAGGUCUAGACCGAGAGGUCUACCAAGUUGUGCGCAAAAUUCUCGACGAGCGCAGCCAGUACGGUGAUUCCGAUACCCGCCUCUCCUUCUCGACUAUCUACGACGAUAUUAAGAGGUCGAACUCGAGCCUCAAUCGCAAGCCAAAAAAGUUGCUGGAAGACAGUAUUGAACGAGUUCUCGAUACUAUACAACAAGAUGCAAAGGAUGACUCAGACGAGUUCAUGCCCGUUGAAACACCCGCCGAAGCACAGAGCCUCAAAGUCUCCAGUGGACUCAAUCGGUCAAUCGUAGGCGCAUGGUCAAAGUCCAAUGAAGGCCUUCAGUCGCCCAAGCGUACGACUGACUCCGACGGUACUCCCAUGGAGACAACAAUCUCCAAGCGUUUAACAAAUGGCGAACCGCCCGCCAAACGUCGCAAGGCUCGCGAUGUUCCCCGAGAUACCAUCGACCAUACUGCGCCUACAUACAUAAACUUGGCCAGCUUGGGAGGCGUGGACAAUGUGAUACAGCAAUUCGAAGACCUCCUUGUCCUUCCAAUGACUCGUCCCGAGAUAUACACAUCCAGCAAGGUACAGCCCCCGCGAGGCGUCCUCAUCCACGGCCCUCCUGGCUGCGGGAAAACCAUGAUCGCCAAUGCCUUCGCCGCCGAACUCGGAGUGAACUUCAUCUCGAUAUCUGCACCCUCAAUAGUCUCAGGCAUGUCAGGAGAAUCCGAAAAGGCACUGCGUGAGCACUUUGAAGAAGCAAAACGUUGCGCACCAUGCUUGAUCUUCAUCGACGAGAUCGACGCCAUCACCCCAAAGCGAGAAUCCGCCCAGCGUGAAAUGGAGAAGCGAAUCGUCGCUCAACUCCUGACCUGCAUGGACGACCUUGCUCUCGCAAAGACCGACGGUAAGCCCGUCAUUGUUCUCGCGGCAACAAACCGUCCGGACGCUCUUGACCCAGCCCUCCGGCGGGGUGGCCGGUUCGACAAGGAAAUCAACAUGACUGUACCCAGUGAACCUGUUCGCGAACAGAUUCUCCGUGCAUUGACCCGUGAAACCAAUCUUUCCUCCGACGUCGAUUUCUCUCUCCUCGCCAAACGCACGCCGGGCUUCGUCGGUGCAGAUCUGAACGACCUCGUCUCCACCGCCGGCGCCGCCGCCAUCAAAAGGCAAUUGAACUUGAUCAAAGCCCAUGCCGAGUCCUCCUCGAUGGCCGUCGACAUGCCCGUCGAUCAUCCAGACUCGAACAUCUCGCCUGUGCUGGCGUCCUUGAGGCGUCUCAUCAAGUACACCUCUACCACAGCCACCUACCCUCGGCCAGCCGCACCUCUUGCAUCAACAGAAGCAACCACCACUGCUACUGCUUCUUCCAACCCCCACCACCCGAAUCCCAACGGCGAAGGCGAGGACGAGUCCGUCGUACACGUGACAAUGAGCGACUUCCUCACCGCCCUGCCCAAGAUCCAACCGUCCGCGUUGCGAGAAGGCUUCGCCACCGUUCCGAGCACGACUUUCGCGUCCAUCGGCGCCCUGUCGCGCCACAUCUCGGAGCUCGACAUGACGGUGAUAUCCCCCAUCCUCACCCCAGCCAAGUACGCCAACCUCGGCAUCACCCCGUCGUCCGGCACGCUCCUCUGGGGCCCCCCCGGUUGCGGCAAGACGCUCCUCGCCAAGGCGUGCGCCAACAGCUCCCACGCCAACUUCAUCUCGGUCAAGGGCCCCGAGCUGCUCAACAAGUACGUGGGCGAGUCGGAGCGCGCCGUGCGCCAGGUCUUUGCCCGCGCCCGCUCGAGCGUGCCCGUCAUCAUCUUCUUCGACGAGCUCGACGCCCUGGCGCCCCGCCGCGACGGCACCAGCUCCGAGGCCAGCGCCCGCGUCACAAACACCCUGCUGGCCGAGCUCGACGGCGUCGGCUCCGACCGCGACGGCAUCUACGUCGUCGCCGCCACCAAUCGCCCCGACAUGAUCGACCCGGCCAUGCUGCGGCCCGGCAGGCUCGAGACUCUCCUCUUCGUGGGCCUGCCCGACGCCGAGGGCCGCGUCGACAUCUUGCGCACCCUGUGCCGCAAGAUCCCAAACUUUGCCUUUGACGACGACGUCGCCACCGUCGCCCGACUGUGCGAGGGCUUCAGCGGUGCCGAUCUAAAGGCCUUGUUGCAGCGCGCCGGUCUCAUGGCCAUCAGCCGCUGCACCGCCCUAGGCCUGCCUCCAGAGGACAUCACGCUGACUACGGCCGACUUCCAGAGGGCCAUGGCCGAAGUUAGGCCCAGUGUCGGAGUUGACGACUACGAACGCUACACGAUCUUACAAAAGGAGUUUGGCGUUUCGACCUGAUAAACACUCAGCUGGCCAG